Molecule: messenger RNA, 2225 nt
Organism: Contarinia nasturtii (swede midge)
Lineage: Eukaryota; Metazoa; Arthropoda; Insecta; Diptera; Cecidomyiidae
Product: myb-like protein A
Exons: 6
Coding region: 104-2134 (676 amino acids)
Source: RefSeq, a predicted model, not a curated record
GACAACCAACGCAUGAAUGAGUUUAUUUUGUGCGUGAAUUUUCUGAUGUAAGGUUCCACCUGUCAGAACAAAAGUAGUAUACGAAAAAGUAGCCGUAUAAAAAAUGAGGUACAUUGUGGUUAUUUUAGUUGCAAUUUGUGCAAUUUUUUGUGGUGGUACAGUCGUUCCAGUUUUUGAGUAUGAUGUUCCAGUUGCUUCUCAACCCAUUGUUUAUGCUCCACAUCCACAUGCUGUCCAUCCAUAUGCUGUGCGUACACCACCUGCUGUAAGUCAUACGUUUUCACAAACACAAACACACCCAGUAACAUAUUUAAAACCCGUGAACGUUUUUGGGCCACCACAAUACAAUUAUGCACCGCUUGCAGCAACAUCGAGAGUCGAACAGUCACGAUUAAUUGUACCCCAAAUCUAUCACUAUCAACAAUACAAUAGCCCACCACCAGCUCAACAGUACAACAAUCAAGCUUCGAAUCGAAACAUCCAAGAGCAAGGAACGGGGCAGAACCGUAAUCGGAAAGUGUAUGCAAAUGAAAUGCCGUACACGAACAAUGGUGAACAAGUAAAAUUACGAAGAUAUCAGAUCCAUCGUCCUGGUAUCAAAAAAGAAUUUUAUGAUGUUGAAGAAAGAGUUAUUGUUCGUCCUGUUGGAAGUGCUUUAAUCGAAUUCAAUUCACCAACUAAAAAGCAAGAGAUUAACGAAAAUAAUGAAAACGGAAGAAAUUAUGCUUCGAAUUACAACCAAUACAAUUUUCAAGGAUUUAGACCCAGCAAUAAUAACAAUAAUAAUCAAUAUUCGUCAAACGGUUAUGGACAACAUCGGCAGUAUUUUCCAACUGCGGUGCCAGACUGUGGUUAUUUAGAUCAACAACCUGUUUAUGUAUAUAAUGCACCUCCACAACCAUUUUUGGAUAAUAAUCCACAAUAUCACCCAACCACAUUUGUCCCACCUACAACAACAGACAACUUCCAUACGACAAAAGGCUAUCCAACGACAAAAGACAAUUACCCUUCGACAAAUGAAGGCAGUUACCCAACGACAAAAGGCAUUUACCCUACGACAGUAUAUUCAAUACCUUCACAAACAUAUUUACCACCUGUGAUUCCAGAUCAAUCGUACUCACCGAGCUCUAGUUCUGAAUAUGCUCCAACCACAGCUUAUGGAUCCACUUCUGCCCAAUAUGCACCUUCAACUGCAAGCUCUACUGUAACACAGGGCACAACACCAAAACAAUCUGACAUAUACAUAAGCUCAACUACGCCAAUUUCAGUUACAAUUGUUGAUAAAAAUGAGGAUGCCAAUAAGAAUCUUACAAAUUUACCAGGACAGGAUAUAAUUUAUGCAGAGCAAUAUGAAGAAAAUACACCAGAUCAAGUACAAAAUGAACUUCCACCACGAGGUGAUGUUUCUCAGUACCGAGCUGAACAACCAGACCAAUUUUAUUAUGAAUUGCCAUCGAGCCGAUACACAAAUGAACCGAAUCGCCCUCCGCAAGCAUUUAAUGUUUAUACAAAAUCCAAUGGAGAACCCGACACAUUUAAUGGUUAUGAUCAAUCUAUUAUAAUAGAAUCAAAAGAUCGUAAUUCUACUAAAAAUCGUAAUCAAACCUCGUUUGAAAAUAAUCAACAAGCUCAAUUGAUUGAAUUAUAUACGGGAAAUGGUGGAAUAUCAGAAGAUCAAUCCAAAUCCCGAUAUACAAACGAUAAUAAUCAAAAUACGCAAUAUAAAGACGUUGGAAAUGUACGUGCUCGCGUGGUAUCAGUAACGCCACCACCAGCCACGGCAAUACCAACAGAAACAGUGAAUAAACGACGAAUUGUCUUUUCGAAGCCUGUUACAACUGUUCAAGAAGUAGUUGAAGCCGAUAAUUCUACAAGUGGACAAUACCAGCAGAGCAACAAUUAUGAAUCUCCCGAUGGAAAUAAUUAUAGCUCAGAAUUUAACGACAACAAAAAUAGGGCAAACAACAACUAUGAUUCGACUAGAGCAAACUAUGAAACCAAAACACCAUCAACUAGUUCGACUGGAGUCUUUAUCUCGACAACACCAUCAACAGCAAGUCAACGAAUAAUUUAUGUUCAGCCCGUAUCACAAGAUUUUGCUCAACAAAAAGCGGUUCCGCCAAAAUCAAAUUAACACUUAUUUAUAAUAAAUUUUCACUUUGUAUUAAAUAUGAACAAUUUGCGUCUAUAAUAAACACGUGUCUGGUUUUAUGCAAUUUAAGGAA